Sorex fumeus (smoky shrew) is the source of this 1000-nucleotide messenger RNA. RefSeq names its product histone-lysine N-methyltransferase SETMAR. The record is from RefSeq and is a predicted model, not a curated record. Gene Ontology annotation, cellular component: nucleus. The transcript is spliced from 2 exons. Lineage: Eukaryota; Metazoa; Chordata; Mammalia; Eulipotyphla; Soricidae. The coding region runs from base 38 to 1000 and encodes 320 amino acids. Gene Ontology annotation, molecular function: zinc ion binding; protein binding; histone H3K9 methyltransferase activity.
CCAAGGCCGCGGCCCCCGAGCACCGUGCCGGGUGGGGAUGGCGCGAGAGGCGGCAGCCCCCGAGGCGGAGCCCGAGCUGCUGGACAUCGCGCGCGGCCUGGAGAACCUGCCCGUGAGCGUGUGGCCCCCAGGCGCGGAGCCGGAGCCCUUCGAGUACUGGCCGGACCCCGUGGCGGGCCCCGGCGCCCCGGCGGACCCCGCGGAGAUCGCGCUGCCCGGCUGCCGCUGCCCGCCGCCCGCCUGCCGCGCCGCGUGCGCCUGCCUGCGCGGGGGCCCCGCGCCCUACGACGCGGCGGGGCGCUGCCUGCAGGCGCUGGGCGCGGCGCCCGCGCGGCCCGUGUUCGAGUGCGGCGCGCUGUGCGCGUGCGGGCCGGCGUGCGGGAGCCGCGUGGUGCAGCGCGGGCUGCGGGCGCGCCUGCAGCUCUUCCCCGCGCGCGCCAAGGGCUGGGGGCUGCGCGCGCUGGAGCCGCUGGCGCGCGGCCGCUUCGUGUGCGAGUACGCGGGCGAGGUGCUGGGCGCGGCCGAGGCGGCCCGGCGGCUGCGCGCGCGGCCCCCCGGCGCCCCCAACUACCUGCAGGCCGUGCGCGAGCAGGUGCCCGGCGGCCGCCCGCUGCGCACCUUCGUGGACCCCGCGCGCGUGGGCAACGUGGGCCGCUUCCUCAACCACUCGUGCCAGCCCAACCUGCUCAUGCUGCCCGUGCGCGUCCACUCGGCCGUGCCCCGCCUGGCGCUCUUCGCCGCCCGGGACGUGGCCGCCGGCGAGGAGCUCACCUACGACUACUCGGGCCGCUUCCUGAACCCCGGGGGCGACCAGGGCCAGGAGGAGCCCCCCGAGGGGCAGCCCCGGACGCCGUGCCGCUGCGGGGCCGCCGCCUGCGCCGGCCUCCUGCCCUUCGACGGCUCCCCGUGGGCGCCCGAGGAAGAGGCGCCCACCCAGGACCCGCCCGCGGCCCUGUCCCCCGCCGUGGCCGCCCCGGAGAGCGCGCGGGCAGGAUGCUGA